UGCUACAAGGUUCUUCGUUGCUUGGUUUUUAUACAAUUACGUUUGGAAAAAAACUCUAUCAGCUGAGAAUACAAACUAAUGGUUAUCUGCGACAAAGUCGAGUUUAUAAUGAACGAAGAAAUUCUUUAAAUAAGAAAAAGAUUAUAAUCAAAGUUCAGAAUUUUAUACUCAAAUGCAAAUGCCUGCGUCAGAAAGUAAAGGAAGAGUAUAGAAAUUUGUAAUGUUAUAUCAAAAAAAUAACAACUCAUGUUGAAUAUUUACUUAAGUAUUUGUGCAUAUAUUAAAGAUACAAAGCACAUACGUUUUUGUAAAAGUAAAUUUUGCUUUAACAACACAUACAUAUGUACAUACAUAAAAACGGAAACAUUAUAACGGCAUUUAGGUUUGGAACUUGUAAAAUGGAUGGUGUGAAAAAAAUUCUACUUAUUAGCGGAAAAAGAAAGUCGGGAAAAGAUUACAUUUCGAGUACAUUGCAAAAUAUCCUUGGCGACAGAUGUCAAAUAGUACACAUUUCAGAGCCUAUAAAAGAGGAAUGGGCAAAACGUCUUAAUCUGAACUUAAGUGAGUUGCUGAGCGACGGUCCGUAUAAGGAAAAGUAUCGUAAAGAUAUGAUAGAGUGGAGCGAUUCCGUGCGUAUGACGGAUUUUGGGUACUUCUGUCGAUCUGCAAUGCUCCAUGCGCAAGCCGAAUUUGUAAUUGUUAGCGACGUAAGACGAAAGACAGAUAUUAAAUACUUCCACGAAAAUUACGGUUCGCUUGUGCUUACAAUACGGAUUAAUACGAAAGACACAGUACGCGUUGAGCGAGGUUGGGUUUUCACCAAUGGUGUCGACGAUGUGCCCUCCGAAUGCGAUUUGGACGACUAUAAUCAAUGGGACGUGGUGUUGCAGAAUAAUUGUAUGUCGGACGGAGCAUCAUGCAUUGAAAUAUUAAAGGAUAAACUUAAAGUUUAAACAAAAAAUGCUAUACAAGGUGAUGUAUUAUACUUAUACAUAUGUACACCUAUAUUUUUAUAAAAGCAGAUGUAGGAAUCCAAAUAUGUAUAUCCUGUUAAAGUUUUAGAUUGGCUGCGUAUUAAGAUUGUACAUAAGUAUAUCAGAUGUUUAUUAUA
Molecule: messenger RNA, 1111 nt
Organism: Bactrocera tryoni
Lineage: Eukaryota; Metazoa; Arthropoda; Insecta; Diptera; Tephritidae
Product: probable phosphomevalonate kinase
Exons: 2
Coding region: 342-953 (203 amino acids)
Biological process (GO): cholesterol biosynthetic process; isopentenyl diphosphate biosynthetic process, mevalonate pathway
Cellular component (GO): cytoplasm
Molecular function (GO): phosphomevalonate kinase activity
Source: RefSeq, a predicted model, not a curated record